Messenger RNA from Rosa chinensis, 1485 nucleotides. RefSeq names its product protein SODIUM POTASSIUM ROOT DEFECTIVE 2. Gene Ontology annotation, molecular function: metal ion binding. Bases 802 to 1206 code for a protein of 134 amino acids. Lineage: Eukaryota; Viridiplantae; Streptophyta; Magnoliopsida; Rosales; Rosaceae. The record is from RefSeq and is a predicted model, not a curated record. The transcript is spliced from 3 exons.
AAGUUGUUCGGAUGCUCACCAAAUGUUACUACUUUUCUUUCUUUCCUUUAUUUGUUACACCUAAACGUUUCUCAUGUUCAUUGUUCUUGAAUUAAACAUGCCAAAGAUGCUUAUCCAAACUAAUCAAGCUAUAUAUUAUAUAUAAGCAUAUUCUUUUACUCUAACUUGGACGUACCUAGUAGUCCUCACAUGUCAUAAAGCAUGGUGUUUCUAGUUCCUACUCCUCUCCACUCGUCACUGUGAGUUUUUCUUUUCCUUCCUUUCACUACUCAAUCAUAUGAAACAGGGUUCCUGAUCAAAAAGCUUCGGUUACAGAUUUGGGUUUCUUUCUUGCUGAAUGGUCACAUGAACUUUCUCUCAUUGAGGCUUUUAUAGAAUUGGUUGUGAGUGCGUUAUAUCUUUAGGAGUUCACCAUCACAUGACAAAAUCUAGUUGGGGUUUCAAUCUUGGUCUUAGAAGUGGUUACAAUAAAAGUAGUGUUUUUCUGGGUUCCUGGAUCUCCUUCUAAGUUUUCUUGACCAUCUGAGUUGUUAUAAGUAUAAAGUAUUCGGUAUUGUUCCCUUUCCUCCUUCAUAGGCUUCAUUGGGUUCUGUUCAGCUUUUGGCUUCCCCAAUGAAAACUUGACCUUUAGCUCUCCUCUCUCUCCAACCCCCACCCUAGUAUAGCAUAUAUUAAUGUUCACACUGGUUUGUCUCGGAUUUACAUCACUCUGAUCGAGUGGGAAGGACAGAUCAGGGUGUGUGGAUUGCUUAAAUAGGCUGUCAAGUUCUGUCUCACUUCAGAUUUGUUUCUCUGGUUGAAAUGGGGAAGCUUAGUUUUGGAAGGGUGCUAGGCUCUCUUUGUCUUUCUUCUGGAUCAAGUUCUUGUUUCUGCAUGAACUACUCCGAGGAAAACCAAGACGAGUUUGAGAAAAGUCCAUUGAUUCCUGGUGAAAAGGAUCAGUUUAUGAGACUCAAGGAUGUUGUUGCCGGUAAACAAACAUUGGCAUUUCAACUGAAACCCAAGAUGGUAAUGUUAAGGGUCUCCAUGCACUGCAAUGGAUGUGCCAGGAAAGUUGAAAAACAUAUCUCGAAGAUGGAAGGGGUGACUUCGUACAAAGUAGACCUGGAAAGCAAGAUGGUGGUUGUGAUCGGAGAUGUUCUGCCUUAUGAGGUGGUGCAGAGUGUGUCUAAGGUCAAAAAUGCCGAGAUUUGGAACUCGCCGUGAUGAUCAGUAUCAACAAUUCAUGUCUUCCACUCUAUCUAAAAGCGCUACCACCUAUUGCCCAAGUGCCAAUCCACAAAGAAGAGAUCUGAAAAUUGUCAUAAGUUCUGGUUUGUGCAGAGAUGGAAAAAAUGGCUCCCUAUAUAGCUAUUGUCAAUCUCAUCUUGAUUGUAAGCUCAUAUGUAUUAUACGUUUUAGAGGAUCUAAAGGCCACUUUGUAUCUGAUUAUCUCUCAAAGUCGCACUAUAUAUAAAAAUCAACUGGAUAUUAUAUGUUGAUUAA